Rattus rattus (black rat) is the source of this 809-nucleotide messenger RNA. RefSeq names its product fibroblast growth factor 13 (gene Fgf13). Gene Ontology annotation, cellular component: cytoplasm. Gene Ontology annotation, biological process: positive regulation of protein phosphorylation; positive regulation of gene expression; fibroblast growth factor receptor signaling pathway. Lineage: Eukaryota; Metazoa; Chordata; Mammalia; Rodentia; Muridae. The transcript has 3 exons. The coding region runs from base 348 to 794 and encodes 148 amino acids. The record is from RefSeq and is a predicted model, not a curated record. Gene Ontology annotation, molecular function: growth factor activity; fibroblast growth factor receptor binding.
GCACCCGUGUCCUCGGGGCUCAGGGGCCAACGCACGCAGUCAAGCGCAGCUCUCUGCCUGCUGCCAGUCUCGCCUGCGAUCCCGGCCCGGGGCUGUGGCGUCGGUUCGGACCAAAGCAGCCAGAACCCGCGCGGGAGCCGGAGCACCCUCGGAGGAGCUCAGAAGGCAUGCUGAGCCCCCUCCUCGACUGAAGCCGGAGUGCCCAGAAGCCCCGGCCAAGCAAGCGCAGGCUAAGGAGACCCAGGCGGCGAAGGCGCGAGCCGGUGGCAGCGCAGCAGCGGAGGAGCAAGAGGAGGCGAAGGCAGAGAGGGGACCCCGAAGAAGUGGUGGUGGUGGGCGUCGUGGCCAUGGCGGCGGCUAUCGCCAGCUCGCUCAUCCGGCAAAAGAGACAAGCCCGCGAGCGCGAGAAAUCCAAUGCCUGCAAGUGUGUCAGCAGCCCCAGCAAAGGCAAGACCAGCUGCGACAAAAACAAGUUAAACGUCUUUUCCCGGGUCAAACUCUUUGGUUCCAAGAAGGCGCAGAAGGGAGACCCAGAGCCUCAGCUUAAGGGGAUAGUUACCAAACUCUACAGCCGACAAGGCUACCACUUGCAACUGCAGGCAGAUGGAACCAUUGAUGGCACCAAAGACGAGGACAGCACUUACACUCUGUUUAACCUCAUCCCUGUGGGUCUUCGAGUGGUGGCUAUUCAAGGAGUUCAAACCAAGCUGUAUUUGGCAAUGAACAGCGAGGGAUACUUGUACACCUCGGUGAGUCUUUGUGUGCAUGUUUUUACAAUUUGUGUUUUCAUCUGAUAUGAAAGAAAAUGU